Molecule: messenger RNA, 1857 nt
Organism: Sporisorium graminicola
Lineage: Eukaryota; Fungi; Basidiomycota; Ustilaginomycetes; Ustilaginales; Ustilaginaceae
Exons: 1
Coding region: 1-1857 (618 amino acids)
Biological process (GO): transcription initiation at RNA polymerase II promoter; RNA polymerase II preinitiation complex assembly
Cellular component (GO): transcription factor TFIID complex
Molecular function (GO): RNA polymerase II general transcription initiation factor activity
Source: RefSeq, a predicted model, not a curated record
AUGAGCGAAGCGAGCGGAUCAGCAUCUCCAGCUUUGGAAGCGUCCUCGGCAGAACUCGGCCCUGGUGGAUCCAGGCCGAAGCGUGCGGUCCGACCAACGGUAAAAGCACUACUAGCCCGAGAGCAGUCGCCAGAAGGAUGGGAACACGGAGGUUCCCGCAGAUCGCAGCCCUCGCGGCCGGUCCGCACCUCGUCAGGAGGGCGUCCGCAGAUCAAGCUCAAGAUGAAGGCAUCUGGCGGUGGCACUGCAGCAGGGGCUGGUCAAGGCUUCAAAACGCAAGCCUACAUGCAGAGCUACGAUCGCGAGCUCGAUUCGGAAGACGACGAGACAGGCCAAGGACUUGCCUUUGAAGAGCAACUCAUCUUCCGCAUGCCCGAGGGUCCCGAGUGCGACAAGCUCAGGGAAAGCAUCCAGAAACGGCAGCUCGGCGACGAUGUCUGGUUCAAGUUCAAAGACUCGAGGAGAGCUGUAGUGCACGUAGGCGACUCGCUCUUCUCGGCAAAGCUGGUCGACUUGCCUACCAUCACCGAAGCACACAAGACGCUCGACAAUCGCCAAUUUUUCAAAGUGGCCGACAUUGCACAGAUGCUCGUCGUCGAGGGCAAGAUUACGGAUGAAUCCCAGGCCUCUUCCAGCGGCAACGGCAAGGCUUUCAACAUCGAUGACUUCGUCUACCCACACGGAAUCACACCUCCCAUGCACUGGGCAAGAAAACGACGUUUCCGUAGACGUGCCGCGCGUCGAGCCAUUGAGACGGUCGAGAAGGAAGUGGAAAGAUUGCUCAAGGCAGAUAAGAAAGCAGAGCAGGUCGAAUAUGAGAUGCUCGAUGCAGCAGAAGAGGGUGGAUCCGAUGACGAAGAAGAUGAUCAACGAGGUGGUGUAUCACGACGCGGUCCUUCGUCGCCUGGCGGCUCGCAGGCCGACACUCCCAUGGCCGACGGCUCUGACGCCGGUUCGCAAGAUGAAGAUAUGGACGAGGGCGAUGAGGAUGGAGAGGGCCUGGCACAUCGUCGUCGUGCCGAUAUGGACGAGAACGGUGGCGGACGCGGCUAUGACGACGGGGAUCCCGACGACGACGAUGUUGACGAGGACCUUGCAGCCGAGCUGGAUGCCGCGCUAGAAGAGGAGGAGGAAGACGACGAUGACGGUUCGACGCGAGGCGCUGGGAGCGAGGCGCAGAGCCACGCCAGCGAUCAGGAGGAUCUUUGGGACGACGAUGACGACGAUGACGCGGACGACGGGGGCGAGGAAGAGGAAGACGAAGAAGACGAGAAUGACGAAGAGAAGGAACAACGUGUUCGAGAGGCACAACUCGAAGCGGAAUGCCGUGAGCUCGAGACGCUCGUCCGCAGGAAGCAAGCCGACGUCGACGGUACCAUGAACCUCAUCAUCAAGAAUCGUCACCAGCAGGCACUCCGAAAACUCACGACUGAGCGUGAUCUCAAGCGCAAUCAGCUGUCUGACCUCAAACAGGCGCGAAGGGAGCGCAAGGAAGCUAUCCAAGCCGCAGCAGAAGCGGAAGCGGAAGCAGCCGAAAACGUCGCAGUGGCAGCCUCGUCCAGCACGGAACGUCCCUCCGACAUGACGCCUUUCCGAGAUGAUCACGCCGAGCGCUCAUCCGACCAUCCGCAGCAAGGUGGUGUUGUCUCUCCUGGUGUUGGCGUUGUCGGUGGCGACGAUCCGAACAACGCGGCACAGAAUCGAGGCAUGCCGCCUCCAGCUCUUCCAGCUAGCAGAAACGUGUCGCAGCCAUCGUCAUCCUCUGCAAGGCUUGAAGGCGGCCAGUCCAGCACACAAAACGAUCCCGGUGACAGCGAUCUUUGGGACGAUGACGACGAGGUCCAAAAUGGAGAUUGA